Messenger RNA from Megalops cyprinoides (Indo-Pacific tarpon), 2591 nucleotides. Its product is annotated as G-protein coupled receptor family C group 6 member A-like. Lineage: Eukaryota; Metazoa; Chordata; Actinopteri; Elopiformes; Megalopidae. The record is from RefSeq and is a predicted model, not a curated record. Gene Ontology annotation, cellular component: membrane. Gene Ontology annotation, biological process: G protein-coupled receptor signaling pathway. The transcript has 6 exons. Gene Ontology annotation, molecular function: G protein-coupled receptor activity. Bases 3 to 2591 code for a protein of 862 amino acids.
ACAUGUGGCUCUUUGCACUACUGUUUCUUACCCGGCUGUGCGUCAUGUCAGCUGACCACCCCUGCUCAAUACCAGGGGGUCCUGACGGAGUGUGUGGGUCUGGAGAUAUCAUUAUCGGCGGACUUUUUCCCGUGCAUACACUCAAGAAAAAAAGCAAUGACACUAAAUCUCCCCUCUCCGUGACAUGCGCUGGCUACGAUAUAAGGAUGUUCCUGCGGACCCAAGCGAUGACAUACUCUAUCGAAGUCAUCAACAGAUCUCCAAUUUUGCCAAAUUUGACCCUGGGAUAUGAAAUGUAUGACACUUGCGCAGAUGUCACCAUGGCGAUAAGAGCUGCGUUGAGGUUGAUGGAGGACAGAGGUCAUGCUGUUCAAGACUGUUACGCUCUGAGCAGCGAGUACACCGCAUCCGAGAAGAGCGUCAAGGCGGUCAUAGGCGAGAGGCACUCCGAGGUGUCCAUAGCUGUUGCCCGGCUCUUCGCGCUACCUCUUCUCCCACAGAUUAGCUAUUCUUCCACAAGUGAACUGCUGAGCAGGAAGCACAAGUUCCCCUCUUUUCUGCGCACCGUUCCAAGUGAUGCGCACCAAACUCGGGCAAUUGUCCAACUGGCUAAGAAACUUAACUGGGAGAGUAUGGGAGUUAUCGGCAGUGACGACGAGUACGGAAAAUAUGGAGUCGAACGAAUAAUCGAUUAUAUGAACAAUGAUGUGUGUCUGGACUUCAAGAAGAUUCUGUCGUCGAACUUUUCAGUUAAUGGCAGCCAAACCCGCGUGGAGCUGAACGAACUCAUGGGAACAAUCAAGAAUUCCACCGCAGAAGCCAUUGUCAUUUUCACCAAGGAUUCCAACGCGAGAAUCAUCUUGGAGGAAGCCGCCAGGCUGGGUGUCAACAGGACCUGGGUCGCGAGCGAUGCCUGGUCCACCUCCAUCGAGUUGGCUGGCCUGAAAGACAUUCAGCAGGUUGGGAGAGUAAUCGGUUUCACUGCGAAGAGAAACAAAGUGCCGGGAUUUAAAGAGUAUGUGCGCAACUUUACAGCGCACUCGUUUGCAAAUAACAGCUUUUUUCAAAAAUACUUGAGUCUUAAUCCAGCCUGCUCUAGGUCAUCGGACGAUGACGCUCUACAGAAUUGCUCAAUAUACGACACCGUGGAUGACUCUGAAAACAGUCCCGUGAAUUGUGUAAACAUUCAGUGCGUUACAGAAUAUAUUGACGAGGAUGAAUCCUACAGUAUAUACCUGGCAGUUAAUGUUAUAGCUCAUGCUUUGCACAGCUUGUUGAAAUGUAAUGAUGUGAGAUGUGAAAGAAACACAACAUUCUAUGCCUGGGAGCUUCUUGAAGAAAUCAAGCACGUUAAUUUCACCUUGGAUAACCUCACAAACAUAGCCUUCGAUCAGAACGGAGACCCUACCAUAGGUUAUGAGAUUCUGGGUUGGGAAAUGAACGGAGACAAAACUGAGAUCGUGCCAAUCGGAGAAUACAAACCAUCCGGCGUCAUCGCACUUAGGGACGACCUUGUCCGGGAAUACAGUAAUGUCACGGAGACGGUCUUCGGUUGCUUCAAAUCUUGCCCCCGAGGACACCAGCUUGUUGCAAAGGGAAAUCUGUGCUGCAAGGCCUGCGACCCCUGUGAGAAGAAGCAGUUUUCCAAAGGAGGAAAAGAGCAGUGCCAAGCCUGCAGUCAAACUGAGUAUGUGUCCCCAGAGAGGCACAGCUGUCUGAAGAAAGCUGUGGUUUACCUGGAGUGGACAGACGGAUUUGCCAUCGUCUUGGUGGUAUUUGGGGUCAUCGGGGGAAUCUUCAUCCUGCUGGUGACCAUUCUGUUUGUGAGGAAUCGGGACACGCCCAUCGUGAAGGGCGCAGGGGGGUACUGCUGCUUCCUGGUCCUGUUCUCGCUCUUCGCCUCCUUUGGGAGCCUCUGCGCCUUCAUCGGGAGGCCCUCAGAGAUAUCCUGUAGGGUGGGCCUCCCUCUCUUCGUCAUCGCCUUCACCAUCUGUGUCUCCUGCAUUCUGGCAAACCUCUACCAGAUAUUUGUCGGCUUCAAGUUCGACUCGGAGGUCGGUGACAGACUGAAGAGGUUCAACAAGCCGGUCGUCAUAGUGACAGCCUGCACAUCCAUCCAGGUGGCGCUGUGUGCCCUGUGGCUGUCACUGACGCCACCCUUCCAGCGGGACAAUUUUGGCAGCGAGGAUUUCAUCCUGAUCGAGUGCUCCAAGGGGUCCAACGCCAUGUUCGGCACCACGCUGGGCUACAUUGCACUCCUUGCUGUCAUCUGCUUCCUCUUCGGUUUCAAGGGGAAGCGCUUGCCUGACCUCUACAAAAACUCCAGCUUCAUCACAAUCAGCAUGCUGAUCUACCUGGUGGUGUGGAUCCUCUUCAUCCCCGUCUACAUCAACACAUCAGGGAAAUACGUCCAGGCCAUAGAGGCUACUGCCAUGCUGGUGUCAAAUUACAGCAUCCUCUGCUGUCACUUCGGCCCCAAGUGCUACCUUAUCAUCUUCAGAAAAGAAAUCAAUGAUGAAAACGUUAUCACAGAGCACAUCCGAAAGCAUUAUGAAAAUAAGGGCAUUUCAGUUGUAAACCCCAAGAAGUGA